Molecule: messenger RNA, 1784 nt
Organism: Cephus cinctus (wheat stem sawfly)
Lineage: Eukaryota; Metazoa; Arthropoda; Insecta; Hymenoptera; Cephidae
Product: cyclin-L1
Exons: 5
Coding region: 196-1473 (425 amino acids)
Biological process (GO): regulation of transcription by RNA polymerase II
Cellular component (GO): nucleus
Molecular function (GO): cyclin-dependent protein serine/threonine kinase regulator activity
Source: RefSeq, a predicted model, not a curated record
ACUAAACUUCGCUGAACUCCACCACUUCGCUGAAUUGAAGAGUUUCCUCACUCCGGUGGAAACGUUUCGAUGGGUAUCGUACGAAGCGUACACUGCACGUAUAGGUUAUACGAAAAGUGUCGCGGGGACUAUGUCCUAAACAGAACAUCUAUUUUCGCUGAUUUUCCCUGAGUGCCCAGGCUUGUAUAUAAGACAAUGAGUGCGACGACGAAAGUUACGGCAUCCAACAAUGCGAAAUCCUAUGGGAAGAUUGUGUUAACUUUACAAAAUUGCCUCUUGCCGGAGGAGAAGCUCAACUCAACACCGUCGCAUCUAGAUGGUUUGGACGCAGAAACAGAAACCGACCUGAGAAUUCUCGGCUGUGAACUCAUACAAACUGCUGGAAUUCUAUUGAAAUUACCCCAGGUUGCGAUGGCUACAGGACAAGUUAUUUUUCAAAGAUUUUACUAUAGUAAAUCUCUUGUACGCCAUAACAUGGAGACAACAGCAAUGGGCUGCAUUUGUCUGGCUAGUAAAAUUGAAGAGGCUCCAAGGAGGAUAAGAGAUGUGAUUAAUGUUUUUAAUCACAUUAAACAAGUUUCUGGUCAAAAACCAAUACAGCCUGUUAUCCUUGAUCAGAAUUACGUGGCAUUGAAAAAUCAAGUGAUCAAAUCAGAACGGCGUGUUCUAAAGGAAUUGGGAUUCUGUGUCCACGUUAAGCAUCCACACAAAAUCAUUGUCAUGUAUUUACAGGUGCUAGGCUAUGAGAAGAAUCUUGCUUUGAUGCAAAAAUGCUGGAAUUACAUGAACGACUCACUCCGUUCUGAUGUAUUUCUUCGGCAUCAACCAGAAACCGUUGCUUGCGCCUGCGUCUAUUUGGGUGCUCGUCAAUUACAACUUCCACUGCCAUCAUCACCUGCGUGGUUCUGUCUGUUUAAAGUGACUGAGGUGUCCAUCAGAGAUGUUUGUAGAAGAAUUCUUAGGCUCUACUUUAGACCUCGCGUAAGGCCUGAACAAUUAGAAAAACGAGUAGAAGAACUCCGCCGCAAGUACGAGGAAGCCAGAACGAAAGCCAGAGGGGAAACUGAUGGUCAUACACCAAGUCCACCCUUGCCUAAGCACCAUAAUGCAUGGGGUGGUUUCAUUAGUCGUAGUGGAACUCAUGCUGUACCUGAAAGGACUAAGUCACCCAGGUACAUUGAUCUUGGCGAUCGAGGACAGCGAGUACGUCACCAUCACGUGGAGAAGGUACGAAGCACUCGAAAAGAAAGAAGCAUGGGAGUAGAAGCCGUUCACGGAGUCACAGUCACGGGAGGUCGAGGAAGCCGAAAAAGGCGCAGAGACGACGAUCGGGUAGUCACAAAUCCUCCAGGAGUCGAUACAGGUCACGAAGUCGUUCAAGGGAUCGCGACACGGAGAAAUCCAGUAAACAUCGUAGUAAGCAUCGACGACACUGAAUUCGAGUACGCUCAAGCAUCGAUAAUUCUUUUUUAAUCCGAAAAUAUCAACCAGGGGAUUUCCAGGAACUCGACGGUGGACAUUCGUUGAUUGGUGCCUCUUGUUGAGUUCUUUGUGAAUUCGCUAAACGAACUUUUGUUUCGUAAAUUUCUUUUAGAAAAUAUAACUUUUAUACCGAUAAUUUAGUGCUGGGGCACACGGUAUGAGUCAUACGGUGCACCGUUGGGGUAAACGUUAUACAGUGGACAGGUAAUAGGACAAAUGGACGGAAACCCUCGGGUAUUUAGAAAAUCAGGUAUACUUUCGCCUUAUAAGAGUAAUAAUAAAAAAAGUGUAAACGUAUGAAA